Messenger RNA from Enterobius vermicularis (human pinworm), 1080 nucleotides. The record is from the annotation of a GenBank genome assembly. NCBI's taxonomy places the organism in Eukaryota, Metazoa, Nematoda, Chromadorea, Rhabditida, Oxyuridae.
AUGACGUUCAAAAGUCGUGCUGUGGUACUUGUCUGCUUAUUCCUUACAAUCUUCUAUUUUUCAUCAUUAUUCUCGCAUACUGACGCACAGAAUCCACCGUCAAAUUACUACUAUGUGAAUCCGAGACAGUAUGAAAAAGUUGACGGUGUUGACCGAUAUUCAGCAUUUAUAUUUAUUGGUGGCGUUCCACGUUCAGGGACAACACUUAUGCGAGCAAUGUUGGAUGCACAUCCAAGUAUCAGAUGUGGAGAAGAAACUCGUGUCAUCCCUCGAAUAUUAGGUCUUCGAUCACAGUGGAAAAGAAGUGAAAAAGAAUGGAGACGUUUGAAUGAAGCCGGCGUAACUAGUAAAGUUUUAGACGCUGCAAUUUCUUCAUUUAUAAUACAGAUUAUUGCUGGCCAUGGUGCGCCGGCAGAUCGUCUUUGUAAUAAAGACCCGUUUACGCUUAAAUCGACAGAAUAUUUGGCUAGUCUGUUUCCAAAUAGCAAAUUUAUAUUAAUGAUUCGUGAUGGACGUGCUACAGUCCAUUCAAUUAUUUCAAGAAGGGUGACGAUCACUGGAUUUGAUUUGACAAGUCAUCGACAAUGUUUAGAAAAAUGGAAUACAGCGAUUGCAACGAUGUAUCAGCAGUGUCAAUCAGUGGGCGCUUAUCGCUGUAUGAUAGUAUAUUAUGAACAAUUGGUUUUACACCCAGAAGAACAGAUGAGAAGAGUUUUGAAAUUUUUGAAUGUUCCUUGGAAUGAAUCUGUUCUGCAUCAUGAAACGUUGAUUGGCAAAGAUAUAUCUUUAUCAAAGGUGGAAAGAUCUAGUGAUCAAGUGGUAAAACCAGUAAACUUAGACGCAUUAAGCAAAUGGGUUGGACAUUUUCCUGAGGACGUUCUGAUUGAUAUGCCUCAUAUAGCUCCAAUGUUGGCUGAGUUAGGCUACGAUCCACUGGCUAAUCCACCAAACUACGGUAAGCCAGACAGUAUUGUGUUGAAGAACACAAAUGAUUUGCACCAGAACUAUGAUCAUUGGUACCGAAAAGCAGUUGCUGUUGUCGGAGAUCCAUCUCGAGUAGAUAGAGUUCCAGGUCCAUAG